Molecule: messenger RNA, 2642 nt
Organism: Chiroxiphia lanceolata (lance-tailed manakin)
Lineage: Eukaryota; Metazoa; Chordata; Aves; Passeriformes; Pipridae
Gene: UTP25
Product: UTP25 small subunit processor component
Biological process (GO): maturation of SSU-rRNA from tricistronic rRNA transcript (SSU-rRNA, 5.8S rRNA, LSU-rRNA)
Cellular component (GO): nucleolus; small-subunit processome
Molecular function (GO): rRNA binding; U3 snoRNA binding
Source: RefSeq, a predicted model, not a curated record
GCGACAGAGGCGUGCCCGGGCCGCCGUACAGCGCGGGGCAUCCCACGUGGAGGGAGCCGGGCCGGGAUGGGGAAGCGGCGGAGCGGGCGGGAGCUGCUGCGCAACCUGAGCAAGAAACAGAAGAAGCACCUGCGGGAGUUCGGGGAGGAGCACCCGUUCUACGACAAGGUUUCUGGAAGACCAGAAGCAACUCAAAUAUGUGAACUGUAUGAGAAUUCUGAUAAAUCGAGUGCAGAAAGCGAUCAGAGACUGGAAGUGGAACAGGUGUCUGUAUAUCAUAAGCUGCUGGCUACCCUGAAGACCUCUCCUGAGUCUGAGAGUGAGGAAGAGGAAGAUGAAAGUGAAUCAGAAGAAGUGGGGAAACGUGAGGCAGUAAUGGACAGUGAAGGAUUCCAGGAGAGGGUAGAAGCAGAUGGAGGUGAAGAAGAUAAGAAUGAUGUACCAGAGGAGGAAGCAGGUAGCACAGCAGAGCAGACACUCGGCCAGGAGCAGGAUGAUGGCGCAGAUACCUCUGGUGACCCACGUCAUGGAGUAAUUGAGGAGUUUACUGAUGUGAAACACGAAUCUGAAUUUAGCUUGGAAACCAAUUAGGAAGAGGAGAGUGGAGAUUGCAAUGCAGAUACAAGAGACAGAAGUUCUUCACAAGCUUUUCCGAAGCACAUGGACAAAGAACUUGAAGAAAAGAAAUAGAGAAAAUGCUACCUUCCCAAAACUUCAAGUCAAAGCCAGUGGCCAAGACUGGGCCGACACUUUUCUUCCACUUUGGAGAAACAUAAAACUUUGAAAGCAGACAAAGAAGUUGAUGUGAAACAGCUUUAUCUCCACAAGCCUUUAGAGUCCACUUGGCCAAAAGUGAAUAAACAAUUUCUCUCCUCGGUGAACAAACCAAGCGAUUCCCCUUUUACCCCGUUGCAAAGAGACCUCUUCUGUAUCAUGAAUACAUACCGGGACUUGUUCUAUCCAGAAAGAAAUGCUUUAACAAAUGGAGAAGUCCGGCAUGCUUACUGCCUGCAUGCCUUGAACCAUGUUCUGAAGGCAAAUGCCCAGGUGCUCAGCAACAAUGCCAAGCGAAGAGACCGAAAGCCAGGGUCUGACACAGAUGACUACAGGGAUCAGGCCACUAGGCCUAAGGUGCUGAUUAUAGUGCCCUUCAGGGAAUGUGCUCUGCGAAUUGUGCAUAUUUUCAUCAAUCUUCUUGAAGUGAAUGACAAAAAAAAAAUAGAUGUAAGUAAUAAAAAGCGCUUCAAAGGGGAGUUUGGCUCUGACCCGGAAGAGAAGCCCCCCAACCUGAAAAGACCUGAAGAUUAUGAAGCCGUCUUUGCUGGCAACAUUGAUGACCACUUCAGAAUUGGGGUUGCAAUUCUCCAGAAGAGUAUGAGGCUGUAUGCACCAUUUUACUCAUCAGACAUCAUCAUUGCCUCUCCCCUGGGGAUGAGGACUGUUAUUGGCGCAGAGGGGAAGAAGAGAGAUUUUGAUUUUCUGUCGUCAAUAGAAAUUCUCAUAAUUGAUCAAGCAGAUAUUUACCUGAUGCAGAACUGGGAACACGUUCUGCACCUGAUGAAGCACAUUAACCUGCUGCCUCUGGAUUCCCACGGGGUAGACUUUUCCCGAGUGCGAAUGCUGAACCUCAACAACUGGUCCAAAUACUACCGGCAGACGCUGCUGUUCAGUGCCCUUCAGGACCCCCAGAUCAACUCUGUCUUCAACAAACACUGCUUCAAUUACGUUGGGCAGGUGGCCGUCCGCAAUGUGCCGCUCGUUGGCUCCAUUAGCCACGUUGUGGUCCAACUUCCGCAUGUUUUUCGGAGAUUAGAAGCUGAAAGUGUAACUUCUGUAAUAGAUGCAAGGUUUCAGUUUUUCAUCGACAAAGUCUUGCCCGAGUACCGCGAUGCCAUCAUGUCACACACGCUCAUUUACGUCCCGUCAUACUUUGACUACGUCCGUCUUCGAAAUUACUUCAAGAAAGAGGACCUGAAUUUUACUCACAUUUGUGAAUACACUAAAAAGGCUGCUGUCUGCAGAGCAAGGCGGUUCUUUCUCAAGGGAGAGAAGCAGUUUUUAUUGUUCACUGAGCGCUUCCACUUUUACAAAAGGUAUACAAUAAAAGGCAUUAGGAACCUCAUUUUCUAUGAGCUACCAACAUACUCCCACUUCUACAGUGAGAUUUGUAACAUGAUGAAGGCCACAGACAAUGGAGUGGAUGCUACUUGGACUUGUACUGUGCUCUACUCCAAGUAUGAUGCUCAGAAAUUGGCUGCAGUGGUUGGCAUAGAUCGCACAGCUCAGAUGCUACAGUCCAAGAAAAACGUGCACCUCUUUGUUACAGGAGAAAAUGAAUAACUCAUACUACACACUGGACAAUUGGAUGGGCCUGCAUUUUACUCCUAAUGCAGUUUUUUAUAUUGCUUUUUUUUAAAAGUGUUAAACUUUUUACUCCCUUUUAUUAAAUAUUCUGUUGAAAUUGUUCACAUAGUAUUAAAUUUUGUAUUUCAGUACUCUGCAACAACAAAAACGAAGGAUGGAAUUCAAAAAGCAGGGGCUAGGAAGUACUCUCUGUAUAGAAACAAAAUCAGUCCAGAACUAUUCUUCUUGUAUAUUAAAAAACUCACUGAUCAAUAAAGAAUCAUGCUGCGAUAAAUAAG